This is a messenger RNA of Racocetra fulgida, 2499 nucleotides long. The record is from the annotation of a GenBank genome assembly. Lineage: Eukaryota; Fungi; Glomeromycota; Glomeromycetes; Diversisporales; Gigasporaceae.
AUGACUACAAAAAAGGGACAAAGGGAUGUUGCUGAAUUUGUAUCCUUGGAAGAAGUUCAUUUAAUAGUAAAAAGACCUGCUCACAUAGGCGAUAAUAUAGAUGAUAUCAGGCGCCUUAUCAAUUGUAUGUUACAAGAGGACCGUACCCAGUUUGAGGAUGAGGUCAAAGAACAAAAUAUUCGUAACAUUGUAUCAGCAAUGAAAUGGGCCUUAAGACAUAGUUCUACGGCUCUUGUUCCUUAUCAAUAUUAUGACGAAUUCGUUAGAUAUGAACAAGAAAUUCUUACUGAAUUAUUUGAAGUCUGCUCUCAAGUAACUGCUGAAUCUCACAUUAAUAAAAUGUCGGUACAGAAAAUAGUAAAGUCUUUAGCUCUUUGCAUAUUGAGUGAUCAAGAUAAAUCUUUACAAAAUUUUGAUUCUGCUUAUUCUGAAUGGAAAAAAUGCUCAAAUGCUUGUCUUCACCUUUUUCUUGCUUACCUACGAGAGUUAGACUAUUUUUCUCCUGAACCUUUAAAUCCACGUUUAACUGUAUUAUUAGAUAAUUAUGUGGAGUAUCGUAAAAUGUCUGUUACUUCUACUUACUUUGAACAUCCUUUACCUGACACUACCGUUGCCAAUGAAUUUCCUAGUGUUAGAACUCGGAAACAAUCUGUUGUAACAUUUGCUCAAACAACUGAAAUUACUACUUCAAAAGAAAGAAGAGUAACUAUUGUUGAAACCUCUGAACCUCGUCCUGUUAGUAUGUUAAGAGUCACUAGACAGAUUCCUUCCACUGAAAUAACUUCUGAAACUAGAACUUUUAAAAGUCGUACCAUUGUUAAUUCUAUGAUGACAAUUGACGAAAAACAAAAUGUUGAGAAAAUGUGGGAUCAAUUUCAAGCUAAUGGUAUAAGUGCUUUAUCUGAUGAUUUCUUGAGGUUAUACUUUUCUCUCGAAGAAAAAGCUCGAGCUCCAAUAAAUGCCACCUAUGAUUUAAUGUUCACCGAAUUUUCUAGAAAAGAUCAAACAUUAAAUAAAAAAUCAAAUUCAACAUUAUUAGAUCCAACAUUAGAUAAAAAAUCAAAUUCAACAUUAUUAAAUUCAACAUUAUUAGAUCCAACAUUAGAUAAAAAAUCAAAUCCAACAUUAUUGGAUCCAACAUUAAAUCCAAAAUCAAACCAAGAAAUAAUUCUUCAAGAUGGUGAUUCUACUAUUGAUGGAAUAAAAAAGAGAAAUGAUUCUGGAAUUUCUGUUAGAGAUACUGUAGUUUGGGAUAAUUUUUCAGAAAGUGGAUUCAAAGAUUCUAGUGAAGAUUUAGUAGCUGUUAGAUCUCCUUCAAUAAAAGAAUCUAUAUCCGAUAUGAGUAAAAAAGAUUCAAUGAUAACAUUCGAUAUUAAUCAAGAAGAAUCAUCACGAAAAUCUUUACAAAGCUCUGUGAUUUCAGCAAGAAAAUCUCUCAGAGAAAGCAUUAAAGGCAGAAAAAAAUUAGUCAAAUUCCGUUCUUUAAGAAAAUCAAAUGGGUCUCUUUCUAUUGAUUCACGUGUUUGUGGUUCGGAAAGUAGUUUUUCUGAAACUGUUCCUGAAAACGAUAAAGAAGAUUGGGAUGAUUGGGAUAUUAUUAAUAGUGAAGAUCUACCUGUAACUACUCAUCUAUCAAUUGAAACAGUUGAUGAAAUCUUUCCUUACGUUUGGAUGGAAACUACGGCAAGUGAUCAAGGUGAUAGAUGGGGUGAUUGGGUUUUCAUUGAACCAAGAAAAGGGUUAGUACAUGAAUGUGAAUGGGUCAUGAUCGAAGAAAAAGCACAAAUAUUCACUGAACAACCAGUUACAAGAGCACCUAGGAGAAGAAAGAUGAGCGCUAUAAGUACAUUUAGUAUUCCAUGGAUUAGAGGAAAAGGGAAAUCAAGACCUGCAAGCAAAGUUAGUGGAAUAAGCGGAGUCAGUGGAAUCAGUGGUGUAUCAAGUGUAUUACCACCACCUCCAGCUUCUUUGCAAGAAUUUAAUCGAGCUAGAACUGAUGAUGAUAUAUUUGCAGGUUACAAGUUUGGAAGACAAAAAAGUGCAACUAGAAUAACGAAAACUAAUACUGAUGAACCAAUCACGUGGAAAAAUAAGACGCAAGCUUCUCAUACUAUACAGACAGAACAAAUUGUAGAGGAAGGAUUGGGUACAAUGUCAUACAGAGAAUAUAGCCAUUAUGAAACAGAAGCACAAUAUACUCAAGGAUACCUUAAUGAAGAACAAUAUCAUGAUAAUUCAGAAGAAGCUUUUGAACAACCUCAAUCGAAUUCAACGUAUCAAGAUAACCAAAAUGAAUAUCAAGAUGCAUAUUUGGAAGAUGGCUAUCAACAAGAAUAUACUGAAGUAGAAAAUCAGGAUCCGGUUAUUUACAAUAAUUAUUAUAAUAAUACAGAUGAGAACACAAGAAGUUUCUACGGUCAACCAUCAAUAUUACAGGUACUUUAUCCUACAAAAUUUGAUCAACCCAUUAGUGGACGAGUCACACAAAUCAACAUAUAA